CACAGUACAAUACAUCAAAAUCGUUUCAUUUUCCGAAUACUACAAUGAAAUUUCUACAGCGCCAUCUAGUAGUGAGAAAACAGAAUUCGGGGGCAAUCUUGGCGUCUGUCAACUAUAUCAAAGUCCAGAAAAAUAUUUGUUGUUUAGAUUUGUAAUUGGAGAGAUCGCAGAAGAGAGAAACGUUCGGAUAAUAUAACUGAUUCAUAAUGUAAUGAGAAAUAAGAAAAUCACGUGGAUAGCCAGACGGCUUUAAAGUGACUAUAUCCGCCUUGUCUUAAGCCUAACUUCAACCGAUCAAAAAUAUGGCGACCAAAGGAAACGAUGCCAGAACAAUUGAGGUUGUCAGAAAUCAGGUUUUUGAAGUUGGUCCUCGUUAUACUAAUUUAGCCUACAUCGGAGAGGGAGCUUAUGGAAUGGUUGUGUCUGCAUAUGAUAAUGUAACAAAACAGAAAGUUGCCAUUAAAAAAAUUUCACCUUUUGAGCAUCAGACAUACUGUCAACGAACAUUACGUGAAAUCAAAAUUCUUACAAGGUUUAACCAUGAAAAUAUUAUUGACAUAAGAGAUAUUCUUCGAGCUCCUACAAUUGACCAAAUGAAAGAUGUCUAUAUUGUUCAAUGUUUAAUGGAAACAGAUUUAUACAAGCUACUAAAGACACAACGGCUUAGCAAUGAUCAUAUCUGCUAUUUUUUAUAUCAGAUACUUCGAGGCUUGAAAUACAUUCAUUCAGCUAAUGUUCUUCAUCGUGACUUGAAACCAAGUAAUUUAUUAUUAAAUACAACAUGUGAUUUAAAGAUUUGUGAUUUUGGAUUAGCCAGGGUUGCAGACCCAGACCAUGAUCAUACAGGAUUUUUAACAGAAUAUGUAGCUACUCGUUGGUAUAGAGCACCAGAAAUAAUGCUGAAUAGCAAAGGUUAUACGAAAUCAAUAGACAUUUGGUCAGUUGGUUGUAUCUUAGCUGAAAUGAUUUCAAAUCGACCAAUUUUCCCUGGUAAACACUAUCUUGAUCAAUUAAAUCACAUACUAAGUAUAUUAGGUUCACCAUCUCAAGAAGACCUCAAUUGUAUUAUUAAUGAAAAAGCUAGAACUUACUUACAGUCUCUUCCUCAUAAACCAAAAGUACCAUGGACAAAUAUUUAUGCUGAUGCUGAUAGGAAUGCUCUAGAUCUUCUUGAUAAGAUGUUAACUUUCAAUCCUCAUCGGAGGAUAACUGUUGAAGAAGCUUUAGCACAUCCAUAUUUAGAGCAAUAUUAUGAUCCAGCAGAUGAGCCUGUUGCUGAAGAACCUUUCAAAUUUGAAAUGGAAUUGGAUGAUCUUCCUAAAGACAAACUUAAAGAAUUGGUGUUUGAAGAAACUGUUUUAUUCAAGAGGCGAAUUCAACAACAGCAGCAGCAGCAGCAACAACAACAACAGCAACAGCAGCAGCAGUCUUAGGAUUUUGGGUUCACUGUUGGUGCUAAAUCACCAUCAACCACAGCAUACCUAUGCUUAAUGUCAUGUACUCAAGAAUAAAAAUGAUACUGGCAGUAAGCAUUAGAAGAUUCCCUGCAUUUGUCUUUCUUCAUAAGGCUAAAGCCUUGCCAAUGUUCUUUGUACACAGAUAAAAUUCAUUCUGUAAUUAGGUUAACCUAAGAAUGUGAGAUAACUGUAUCCAUCAAAAUCAGUGCAUUGUUUUGCAUUUUUUGCCAUUUUUUGCACAAUUUUUACAUUAACUGCCCACAAUGUAUUUUUAAUUAAUUUGCACUGGUAUGUAGGUAAUUCUCACUAAUGCUAAGUUUUUGGACAUGUAAAACAGAUUAUUUUCAUAUAUAAUUAGAAUUGUAAUUAUUUAAAACAUUGUAGACAAAAAAAUGUUAAGAAGUAAUGAUAUAUAUAUAUAUUAUAUAUAUAAUUUUCUUAGUAUA
Molecule: messenger RNA, 1903 nt
Organism: Centruroides sculpturatus (bark scorpion)
Lineage: Eukaryota; Metazoa; Arthropoda; Arachnida; Scorpiones; Buthidae
Gene: rl
Product: mitogen-activated protein kinase 1-like
Exons: 11
Coding region: 303-1433 (376 amino acids)
Biological process (GO): intracellular signal transduction; protein phosphorylation
Cellular component (GO): nucleus; cytoplasm
Molecular function (GO): MAP kinase activity; ATP binding
Source: RefSeq, a predicted model, not a curated record